Phialemonium atrogriseum is the source of this 1185-nucleotide messenger RNA. Its product is annotated as casein kinase substrate phosphoprotein PP28-domain-containing protein. The transcript has 3 exons. Gene Ontology annotation, molecular function: RNA binding. The coding region runs from base 325 to 1077 and encodes 250 amino acids. Gene Ontology annotation, cellular component: cytosol. The record is from RefSeq and is a predicted model, not a curated record. NCBI's taxonomy places the organism in Eukaryota, Fungi, Ascomycota, Sordariomycetes, Cephalothecales, Cephalothecaceae.
GGGCAAGUGUGGUCAGGCAUCAACCAGGGCCAAUAGAGGGGCCCCUCCAUUCACUAUCAUGACUUGUCGUGUGCUUUUGAACCCUUCCCAGCUGCCCCUCACCUGCCUACCUAUUUAUUACGACUGAAGGAGAGCUUUCUUCUUCUCUUCUAUAAGGCGUGGUUCUUUCGUAUCCUUCACCUUCAGACUUCUCUUGCCUACCUAGGUUCCCAUUUUCCAACAUCAUCAUCCACCCUUGCCGCGCUUCGCUUGAAAUAUCUUGCGUGUCAGAGUCAAAAACGACCCCUCCUUCAACCCCACCUCAACCCAAGACACUUUCCCACCAUGACUGGUCGUGCCCCUGGAGCGAACUCUCGCGGUCGCGGCGGCAAGUUUAAGAAGUUUACUCGAGGAGGUGGCAAACACUUCUCCCGUGACCUCCGCCCCCUCGACGCCGAUGGUAACGAGGUCAGCAUGUGGAGCGAAGAUGCUCAGAAGAAGAAGGACGGCUCUGACUCGGAAGAAGACGAGGACGAAGAUGAGUCGGAGGAAGAGUCUGAUGACGGGGGAGCCUCGGGCGCGGCUGCCGAGCUGAGCCGUGAGGAGCGCAAGCGCGAGAAGAAGGCACGCAAGGAGGCCGCCAUCGCCAGGGCCAAGGCCCAGACCGUCCAGGUCGGCGAUCUCCCGCCCAGUGAUUCCGAGGAGGACAGUGACGAUGACAUGCCCGCCAACCCGAACCACUCCAAGGCGGCGCGUAACCAGGCUAGGCAACCUCUGGAGGAGGUCACCGAGGCUGUCAAGGGCCUUGCCGUCACCUCCGGCACGCCCAGCAGGCGUGAGCGUGAGUCUCUCGAAGCCCAGCAGGCCAAGGAGAGAUACCGCAUGCUGCACGAGCAGGGCAAGACGGACGAGGCCAAGGCCGACCUGGCCCGGUUGAAGGUCAUUCGAGAGAAGCGAGAGGCCGAGAAUGCUCGGAAACAGGCCGAGAAAGAAGCCCGAGAAGCCCAGGAGCAGGCGAGAAAGACGGAACUAGAGGCAAAGGAGGCCAAGAAGCGCGAGGCUGCCAUGGGUCCUAAGGGCAAGAAGACCAAGAAAUGAGCUUCUCCGUUCUGGAUAGAUCCUGCAUAUACGGUCGACAUAGGCAUAGCAUCUCCUCACAGUAUUCAUUUGGCACUUCUUCCUGCCGUUGGCCCAUUUCAAUUGUCC